CACAGACACAAAACCGACGGUGGAAGCCACGUCAGCCACUAGCAGUGCUACUGUUCCAGGUGGUGGAGAAGACGACACCGAUGACACGCCCAUCAUCGCGGUGAUGGUGGCUCUGUCGUCCCUGCUCGUCAUCAUCUUCAUCAUCAUCAUCCUCUAUAUGCUGAGGUUUAAGAAGUACAAGCAGGCCGGCAGCCAUUCCAACUCCUUCAGGCUGACCAACGGUAGAUCAGAUGAUACAGAGCUCCAGAGUGUGCCACUAUUGGCCCGCUCACCCAGCACCAACAGGAAGUACCCUCCCCUUGUUGUCGACAAGCUGGAGGAGGAGAUGAAUCGUCGCAUGGCUGACGACAACAAGCUCUUCCGGGAGGAGUUCAACGCGCUGCCAGUGUGUCCCAUCCAGGCGUCGUGCGACGCGGCCUCUAAGGAGGAGAACAAGGAGAAGAACCGAUACGUCAACAUCCUGCCAUAUGAUCACUCCAGGGUGCAUUUGUCAUCACUAGAGGGAGUUCCAGACUCCGACUUCAUCAACGCAUCCUUUAUCAACAACGCAGGUCCCACGCUAAAUGACCAUGAAGUAGAAACAACAUCAAUACAUCAAAAAGGGUACCAAGAGAAAAACAAGUUCAUUGCAGCUCAAGGGCCAAAGGAGGAGACGGUGAACGACUUCUGGAGAAUGGUCUGGGAACAGAACACAGCCACCAUCGUCAUGGUGACCAACCUGAAGGAAAGAAAAGAGUGUAAGUGUGCCCAGUACUGGCCAGACCAGGGCUGCUGGACCUACGGCAACAUCCGGGUCUCUGUGGAGGACAUGAUGGUGCUGGUGGACUACACCAUCCGCAAGUUCUGCAUCCAACAGGUGGGGGAUGUGGGGGGUAAGAAGCCCCAGCGGCUUGUGACCCAGUUCCACUUCACCAGCUGGCCAGACUUCGGCGUCCCCUUCACACCCAUCGGCAUGCUCAAGUUCCUCAAGAAGGUCAAGACCUGCAACCCCCAGUACGCCGGCCCCAUCGUGGUCCACUGCAGUGCUGGGGUGGGGAGGACAGGUACCUUCAUAGUGAUAGACGCCAUGUUGGAUAUGAUGAACACCGAGAGAAAGGUGGACGUGUUUGGCUUUGUCACACGUAUCAGAGCCCAGCGCUGCCAAAUGGUCCAGACAGACAUGCAAUACGUGUUCAUCUUCCAGGCCAUGCUGGAGCACUAUCUGUACGGGGACACUGAGCUGGAGGUGACCUCCCUGGAGUCCCACCUGGCCAAGCUCUAUGCCCCCUCCACCGCCGCCGGCUGUGGGGGCAUGGAAGCGGAGUUCAAGAAGCUGACUUCCAUCAAAAUCCAGAACGACAAGAUGAGGACAGGCAACCUGCCGGCUAACAUGAAGAAGAACAGAGUUCUCCAGAUCAUCCCAUAUGAGUUCAACAGAGUGAUCAUCCCAGUCAAGAGAGGGGAGGAGAACACGGACUAUGUCAACGCCUCCUUCAUUGACGGCUACCGUCAGAAGGACUCGUACAUGGCCAGCCAGGGCCCGCUGCGGCACACCAUCGAAGACUUCUGGAGGAUGAUCUGGGAGUGGAGGAGCUGCUCCAUAGUCAUGCUCACUGAGCUGGAGGAGAGAGGACAGGAGAAGUGUGCCCAGUACUGGCCCAGUGAUGGGGUGAUGGGUGUGGGGGACAUCUCCAUUGAGCUGAAGAAGGAGGAGGAGAGUGAGAGCUACACUGUUAGAGACCUCCUGGUCACCAACAACAGGGAGAACAAGGCUCGUACGGUGAGACAGUUCCAUUUCCAUGGCUGGCCAGAAGUGGGCAUCCCCAGUGACGGGAAGGGCAUGAUCAACAUCAUCGCUGCGGUCCAGAAGCAGCAGCAACAAUCUGGCAACCACCCAAUAACUGUCCACUGCAGUGCGGGCGCGGGGCGGACGGGGACCUUCUGUGCCCUGAGCACGGUCCUGGAGCGGGUGAAGGCUGAGGCCAUCCUGGACGUCUUCCAGACCGUCAAGAGCCUCCGGCUGCAGAGACCCCACAUGGUUCAGACACUGGAGCAGUACGAGUUCUGCUACAAAGUAGUCCAGGAGUAUAUUGAUGCCUUUUCUGACUAUGCCAACUUCAAGUAGGGACAGACCCACACAUGGGACGGACAUCCAUAUACAGUCAUAAAAACAAAGCAAACACACACGUACCCGACGGAAGCAAAGAAACUGGUUAAGGCUUAGAUGACUGGACAGCCUGCGUGCAUGAAGGAAAAGGGAAUGGAAGUCUUGUGACAGAGCAAAGUGCAGCGCUGCAGUGUACCGGAGGGAGUGAAUAUCAGAGAUGCCUUCUUGAAUAUUUUGUAAUAUUGAUCUUGUUAAUAUGGCUCCCCAUCCAGACAACCCCCAAUCAUGUACAUAUACUUAGCCUGUCACAUUUUGUUGUUUUGUUUUUAAGACCUUUUUUUUUGGCUGCAUUUUUAGGGUGACAUUUAUAAUGUAUUUUAUUGGUUUAUAUAAAUAUAUAUGAAUAUAAAUCGGACGCUUUAGAGGCUUAUGUCAAAAAUCGAGAAUUGAGGGAAUGGUGUUGGUAUUUUUUUAUUUCUCUUGUCUUUUGGUUUUUACAGUUCAGUGACUGAGACUUACGUGGUUGAUGGCUUCAUCUGAUUCAGGCUGCAACUUAAUGCUGAUAGGUCAACCUCAGAGGAAUAGAUUUACACAGCCAAUCAGAAUUAAUCUGUUCACACGAACGCACACACGCUACAGCUAGCCAGGAGCAUAUCCAGAAUUGGCCACGAUGGCUUUGCUAAUCACAUGGUCCAAACCCUUUCGACUAGUUUUCCGUUGAGUUCACAGAUCACACAGAGGCCAAUGAGUCAUGGCAUUUGCUAAACCCACCGUUACACAAGUGCGUAGCACCCCAGAGCCGAUUUGAAUUCUCACAGCACAAACAGAUUGUUUGUGUGUGUUUUUAAAAGGGAGCCGUGAAAAGUCUGGCUGGAGGGGGGACACUGUUUCCCCUGUGUGCCAAACAGUCUCCUCAGGUGAAGAGUAAAGUUGCUCCUUGACCCUGGUCUUGGGUCAGUUUUGCGUUUCCCUCACUAAUAGUUAAGAUUAGGAUUUGGGGAGCUGAUCCUAGAUAUGUACCUAGGGCCCACUCUUCACCUGAGAGGCAGGCCUAUGGUGUAGCUAGCCACAUAUCUCUCACACAGUCCAACACAUUGUGGCUUUGCUGCGUUUGUGUUCAAAUACCUAGGAAACACUGUAAUUUAGGUGGACAUGCACAUGCUGGGUGUCACAGAGGAUUCUAUGUGUGUAGAACGUUUAGGGAAGUUGAAGUAUAUUGAAAUGUAAGGAGCGUGUUGAGGAUUUGGCCGACAAUGCAUUCAAAAUAGCCUUUGCAUAAUAAUGAUGAGUAUAUGAGGUCCAUAUGUUGCCACAAUAUAAUGAUUAUUUCAGAAUGACCAUAUAUAAAACUAUGUAGAUUAUGGGUGUAUGUCCAUAUAUCUCAAAAUAUAGUAACCAUGCAAUUACUGUGCAUUUCCUAUCAUUUGUUGCAUCAUGGAAAUGAACCAAUUCUUAUGUAUGUUUUCAUAUAUUUAAUUGCUUACAAUUAGAAUGGGGGAAAACAUUUCCUAUCUAUUAUUUACGUAUCAUUCCAUUUACUUGUUUGUAAUCUAUUGGGUAUAUUUCUUUUUGGUAUAGGUUGGUUGAGAAGAUGACAUCAAAAUGUGAAGACCCCCCCUCUCUCUCUGUUUUUCGACUUGGGCCUAUUCAGGGUGAUGAAACGUUACAGAAUGUUCAGAUAGAAAUGUAUUGUGUAGAACAUAUGUGGUUGUCAUAUAGAAUAUAAAUUGUCUGCUCUAUUCAUUCUAUUUCUAUCUGCACCAUUUAGAAAGUCUAUCUGUUAGUGUUUUAUUGAAAUAUAAUUCAACUCCAAUGUCACUAAAACUAAGAAUGUUUUAUACUUUAAUGCUGUUGCUUUGAUACUCCCACCCCCAAAUUGAUAAAUUUGUACUUUUAUUGCUAAAACGUGUGACAUGA
Messenger RNA from Coregonus clupeaformis (lake whitefish), 4003 nucleotides. Its product is annotated as receptor-type tyrosine-protein phosphatase alpha. Gene Ontology annotation, biological process: protein dephosphorylation. Gene Ontology annotation, molecular function: protein tyrosine phosphatase activity. The record is from RefSeq and is a predicted model, not a curated record. Lineage: Eukaryota; Metazoa; Chordata; Actinopteri; Salmoniformes; Salmonidae.